Molecule: messenger RNA, 360 nt
Organism: Puccinia triticina
Lineage: Eukaryota; Fungi; Basidiomycota; Pucciniomycetes; Pucciniales; Pucciniaceae
Exons: 2
Coding region: 1-360 (119 amino acids)
Source: RefSeq, a predicted model, not a curated record
AUGGGAUACUUGAAAAACAUCAAGAACCGACUUGAGUCAAAGGUUGAGCUAUUAAACAGCGUCUGCUCCCGACCGAACCCUGAAAGGCCAACUCCUCAAGGUAACCUUCAGCUGGUCGAGUCAAACUUUAUCCUUGUUCAUCUCGACAGCUUAGUCACCCAUGGGCCUGUCAGGCUCCUGGAAAGCUUCCCCGAUGAGGCCGCGGCUGCUUUGCUGGCUGCUGACCAGACUUGGCGAGCGACCAUUGCAACAUCUCCGGACAAGUUUCCGCAGUGGAUCAAGCUGACGGGGGUAAAGCUGGAUGAAAAAGCCAGCGGGGGCAAGGAUGAGGCAAAACAAGACGCGGGGAUGGUUGAAUGA